Messenger RNA from Ictalurus punctatus (channel catfish), 1525 nucleotides. RefSeq lists its product as uncharacterized. The record is from RefSeq and is a predicted model, not a curated record. NCBI's taxonomy places the organism in Eukaryota, Metazoa, Chordata, Actinopteri, Siluriformes, Ictaluridae. The coding region runs from base 5 to 820 and encodes 271 amino acids. The transcript has 8 exons.
AAGAAUGACGGUCCUAGAGCAGCUUGAAGUACAAAAGAGUAACACUUCUGGAAAUGCUCAGGUGGAGCACCUCCACAAGCUCCAGGCUCCUGCUCCACCCACUGUCCCCAGAAGAGGACGAAAGUUGCUCCCAGCCCAGCAGGAGAGACUAGAGCGUAUAAAGGCUCAUCAGCCCAACAUCAACACACCAUGCGGGACUCGGUGGGUGACUGAGUAUACGGAAAACUUUGGUUUGCCGCAACCUGUCCGCUUAACUCCGGAGAAAACUGCACACUGGAAGGCCUCGAUCUUUUAUAGCACACGUAACCCUCAUUCUGCAGACAAGUGUCGACACACCGAAUAUCAGGCUCUCUACAGUCCUGAGACAGAUCAGUGCUUACAGACAGAUCAGUGCUCACAGACAGAUCAGUGCUUACCGCCACCUCUGGGGAAAGCUACCGCACGCCACUGUCCAAAGGCAUCCACUCUUCGGGGUGCUCCUCCUACAGCUUCCACAAAAGCUCUACCUGGACGAAAGUUGCUCCCAGCCCAGCAGGAGAGACUAGAGCGUAUAAAGGCUCAUCAGCCCGACAUCAACACACCAUGCGGGACUCGGUGGGUGACUAAGUAUACAGAAAACGUUGGUUCACCGCAAAUUGUCCGCUUGCCUCGUGCUCCGAAGAAAACUGCAUGCCGUUUGGCCUCGACCUUUCGGAGCAUACCCAACCCUCAUUUUGGAGACAAGUAUCGACGCUCCGAAUACCAGGCCAUCUACGGUCCUGAGAUCCGCACUGCACAAUUCAACCUUACUCUGUACCGACAGCUCCACGGAACGGCUUAAAAAAGCCACACACGAUUUUAUAGAGAUACUAGAGAUCCUGAUCCUUUCUGCUCUCCGGACCUGCCUGAUCCGUUUCGGAUGUCCUACCUCUGGAUGGAGCUCUCAUCUACUCCAAUUCCAGAUUGCUGGGACUACGGCUGCUUCUAAGGCCAACCAGACUUCAUAUAAAUCCAUAAUGAACUUUUACACACUAUCUGUUGUUACCCAGAUGAGGAUGGGUUCCCUUCUGAGUCUGGUUCCUCUCAAGGUUUCUUCCUCUUAACAUCUUAGGGAGUUUUUCCUUGCCACCGUCGCCACCGGCUUGCUCAAUUGGGAUAAAUUCGCACUUUUAAUAUCUGUAUACCAUGUUUAUAUUUCUGUAAAGCUGCUUUGAGACAAUGUCUAUUGUAAAAAGCGCUAUACAAAUAAAAUUGAAUUGAAUGGAAUAUAUAGGGAUAUCAUAGCCAUUUAAUCUGUUUAUUGUAAACCUUUAUUUUCCAUGAAGUGAUGUGUUCCUGGUCCACUUUCUAAGAAAUCUGGACAGAGGACACAAGAAUAAAAAGAGUUUAAAAUCACAAGGGGGAUAUGUGUUCAUACUUGACACCAUGGGAGGUUUGUCAUUUUCACUGAUAGUUCAGAUGCUCAUGGUCAUCCUUGAUUUGUUUACUUAUAUUCUUUAUUAUUGUGACAGAAAAGGAGGGACUAAAUCUGGAAUGUGAUGUUCAA